Fusarium venenatum is the source of this 651-nucleotide messenger RNA. RefSeq names its product Isochorismatase-like protein. The record is from RefSeq and is a predicted model, not a curated record. Lineage: Eukaryota; Fungi; Ascomycota; Sordariomycetes; Hypocreales; Nectriaceae.
AUGACAACCACCGCCACUACCGAUGCUUCUUCCCCAUACGCCUACCAGCCUUCAGAGACGGCUCUGCUUCUGCUAGACUGGUACUCUCUAUUUGUAGAGAGAGCUGCUGUUCCCAACGCUGCCGCUGCCAGAGACGUCACAGUCCAACUCCGAAAAUGGGCUAAAUCUCAGGGCAUCACAGUCAUCCACUGUCUCAUCGAUGCCAACAGCACUCUUAUCCCCGUCAUCAAAGACGUAGAGCGUAUCCAAGGUCUUCUAGAGAUCAUGAAGACUUUGACAAACCCUGAACCAACUGAGCUGCAAGACGAGUCCGAAGUAUAUUUUCAACGAGACCCUGCGCACAUUUCGGCUCUUAAGUCGCCUGGCCUACUGGAGCAUUUGAAGGAGAACGGAAUUAAAUCCCUUGUUCUCACAGGAUUAACCACUUCAGGAUGUGUACUGAGAACAGCAAUCACAGCAACUGAUGCUGAGUUCGCAACGACGGUGAUUAGCGAUGCUUGCGCGGAUGCGGAUGAAGAACGUCACAGAGUCAUAUUGGACAAGAUUGUGCCAAUGAGGGGUCAUGUCCAAAGCCGUGCCGACUUCCAACACAAUUUUGAAGUGUCUGCCAAGGCUUCAGCAUUGGGAGCCUCGGGCACUUACACGCUGUAA